This is a messenger RNA of Fusarium redolens, 717 nucleotides long. RefSeq lists its product as uncharacterized. Lineage: Eukaryota; Fungi; Ascomycota; Sordariomycetes; Hypocreales; Nectriaceae. The transcript is spliced from 3 exons. The record is from RefSeq and is a predicted model, not a curated record. Bases 1 to 717 code for a protein of 238 amino acids.
AUGCAAUCGUUCGAACUCCGCAUCUUGGUGCUCCAUCCGCGUCUCCUCGACGACGUCAAUGACGAAAUCAAGAUCCUGCAAGCGAACGAGAAAAUUACGUUCCGUCGACGUUUCCAAGACGGCGACCCCGAGGUUUGCAAAAUUAUCGAUACCUUUUGUGACAAUCUCUUUCGUGUUGGCGGCAAUACGUCCCUGGAAUCCAUUCGCAACGGCCAGGAGGUGUUCUUCAAGCCCGUGGUUGGCACAGAGAACGACGUCGAUCAGGCUUUUGUUCGUUCGUUCAUCAUCAGCAUGGGCAAAAGCCUCACGGAGAGCCUAACUUUUAAGGACCCACAAACUCUCAGGAACAAUUUCUUCACACGAGAUCCAGUUAGAUGGUUUAUGGGCCCGAUGAAAGCUGUAGUGACCGUCGCAGAAUGCGUGCAAGGACUAGGCAGAUUCUUGGAGCUUAUCCCACCCAGAACGAUCGCCUCUACCGACGACCAUGCCACGGCAUACGUCAAACGCCCUCAUGCACAGGCUGUGGAGCUACAGGAUACAACGAGAAGGAUCGAUAUGGUCCUUUACAUUCUAAGAGGAGGGAAUGUAACUGCCAUGUUACUCGAGGAGGUUGUACCUUCUGUCCCAUUACAAGUACCUUGUUGCCUCGCGCCACUGACAAGUUUUCACAAAGGGGCUUUUGCGGCUAGCCGAACUCGACAAGGGCGAGUUGCAUAG